Notothenia coriiceps (black rockcod) is the source of this 773-nucleotide messenger RNA. RefSeq names its product serpin peptidase inhibitor, clade F (alpha-2 antiplasmin, pigment epithelium derived factor), member 1 (gene serpinf1). NCBI's taxonomy places the organism in Eukaryota, Metazoa, Chordata, Actinopteri, Perciformes, Nototheniidae. The record is from RefSeq and is a predicted model, not a curated record. Gene Ontology annotation, biological process: negative regulation of endopeptidase activity; negative regulation of angiogenesis. Gene Ontology annotation, molecular function: serine-type endopeptidase inhibitor activity.
GGUGCUGUAUAAAUAAACUUGCCUUGUCGUUGUGUUUCAGUCGGACUCUGAGUGAGGCGGGGGAGGCAGAGGAGGAACAUGUGGAGCUCUUCACCACGCCAGCCACUAAGAUGGGCGCCGCCACCUCGGACUUCGGAUACAACUUGUUCCGCGCUCUGGCGACCCGCGAAGCCUCCACCAACAUCUUCCUGUCGCCAAUCAGCGUGUCCGCGGCGCUGACUCAGCUCUCCAUGGGAGGGUCUGAGCGGGCUGAGCGCAUGCUGUUCCGGGCCCUCCGGUACCACACCCUGCAGGACCCCCAGCUGCACGUCACCCUGAAGGACCUGCUGGCCUCCGUCCGGACCCCCGGGAAGGGCCUGAGCACCGCGGCCCGCCUCUACCUGUCCCGACGCAUUCGUCCAAAGCAGGAGUUCUUCGGCCUGGUGGAGCAGCAGUACGGAGUUCGGCCUAAGACUCUGGCAGGAGGACCCAAAGACGUGUCUGAGAUCAACACCUGGGUGUCUCAGGAGACCGGAGGGAAGGUGCUGCGCCUCCUGGCCAAGCCCCUCCCCCGAAACGCUGGAGUGCACACCGUCAGCGCCUCCUACUUCAAAGGGAAGUGGGUGACCCGCUUCGGUCAGAGUGGAGUGAUGGAGAACUUCCAAGUGGACGGGGCGGCUCCUGUCCGCGUUCCCAUGAUGCAACAGGAUAACUACCCCGUGAAGAUUGGAGCCGACUCGGACCUGAACUGCACGGUCGCUCAGAUCCAGCUGCUAUGGACAAUCUUGCACUAA